AUGUCAUCGAAAGUCCUCGUAUACGAGCAUCCAGUUUCCCCCUAUGCACAAUCAGUGAAGAUUGCUCUCCGUGAGAAAGGUGUCGCAUUUAGCACCUCUCUUCCCAACGACUCAAAGACAGGUCUCCCGGCAAGCGCCUUUAAAGGCGCAAACCCAAGACUAGAAGUGCCUACUUUUAUUGAUGGCGAAAUCGCUUUGUUUGAGACGCCUGUAAUAUUGGAGUACAUUGAGGAUAAAUGGCCAUCGCCCACUUUUUUUCCAAAUGACCCUGCUCAAAAGGCUCAGGCGAGGCUGACUGGGCAUGUCGUUCUCUCGCAAUAUGAGGCAAUAAUGUGGGCUUUGGGUGAAAUCCACAUGUUCAAGCGAGCAGAAGGAGAGCGAGCCCAGACUAUCAUCAAGAAUGCUCAAAGUGUCGCGAAAAUCCUGCAAGACUGGCUCACUACACGUCUUGGAUCAUCGCCAUACUUCUCUGGUUCUCAAUUCGGGUAUGCAGAUAUAUGCGUCGCACCUCUUCUUGCUUCAAGUAUCAGUAGCGGUUUGGGACCAAGCAAGGCGUCUAGUCUUUAUCAAUGGCUUGAACGUGUGAGGUCAAGACCAUCUGUACGCCAAACAUUUGACGAAGCCAAAGCCGGGAUGAAGCUGAUGCCGUCUGGGAAUGCAUUCAAAAGACCAUCAAACUUCAAGCGAGAAUAUCGUGACCACAGGCUAGAUUUCAUGAUCCGAGCUGGAGGGAUUGAUGUCGUCGUGGAAGGUUUGAAGAAAGAUAACAUUAGGUUCUCCUGGCCUGAUGUGCCCAGACCAAAGCUAUGA
Messenger RNA from Verruconis gallopava, 810 nucleotides. RefSeq lists its product as uncharacterized. Lineage: Eukaryota; Fungi; Ascomycota; Dothideomycetes; Venturiales; Sympoventuriaceae. Gene Ontology annotation, cellular component: cytoplasm. Bases 1 to 810 code for a protein of 269 amino acids. The record is from RefSeq and is a predicted model, not a curated record. The transcript has 2 exons.